Peromyscus californicus insignis is the source of this 10632-nucleotide messenger RNA. RefSeq names its product ATP binding cassette subfamily C member 2 (gene Abcc2). The record is from RefSeq and is a predicted model, not a curated record. NCBI's taxonomy places the organism in Eukaryota, Metazoa, Chordata, Mammalia, Rodentia, Cricetidae. Bases 2827 to 7509 code for a protein of 1560 amino acids. The transcript is spliced from 31 exons. Gene Ontology annotation, cellular component: apical plasma membrane. Gene Ontology annotation, biological process: transmembrane transport. Gene Ontology annotation, molecular function: ABC-type transporter activity; ATP hydrolysis activity; ATP binding.
UCGAGACAGGGUUUCUCUGUGUAGCUUUGCGCCUGUCCUGGAACUCACUUGGUAGUCCAGGCUGGCCUCGAACUCACAGAGAUCCACCUGGCUCUGCCUCCCGAGUGCUGGGAUUAAAGGCGUGCGCCACCACCGCCCGGCAAGUUAACUUAUUUAAACCAUAUUUUAUGUUUGUUAUAUGUUCUUAUUUGAAAAUUCAGAAGAAUGUAUAUUUAACAUUUCUGUGAAUUCUUGACAGUUCAAACAGAAUUGAAGCUCCAUGUGUAGAGAUGUCUGUCCUUCAGUUGAUGUUUUUGUAAGUAACUAAACUUGUAGUAGAAUAUUUUAAGGGGUGUUACUUUUGUUCAUAUUGCAUUUGUUUAACUCUGGGAAGCUGUGUUACUGUGCCUGAUGGUCUAAUAAAGAGAUGGCCAAUAGCAAGGCAGGAGAAAGGAUAGGCGGGAUUGGCAGGCAGAGAGAAUAAAUAGAAGGAGAACUCUGGGAAGAGGGGUUGGAGAUCUAAGAUCAAGGAGCCAGAGGAGGAGGAGGAGGAGGACUGCAGGGACCAGCCACCCAGCUGCACAGCCAGCCAGGGAGCAAGAGUGAGAUUACAGAAGUAAGAGAACAGGAAAAGCCCAGAGGCAAAAGAUAGAUGGGAUAAUUUAACAUAAGGAAAGCUGGCUAGAAACUAAGCCAAGCUAAGGCCAGGCAUUCAUAAGUAAGAAUAAGCCUCUGUGUGUGAUUUAUUUGGGAGCUGGGUGGUGGGCCCCCCAAAAGAGCCAAAAAACCAAUAGCAUAAACUCAGGAGAAGAAAAGCAUGCUGGGCUCCUGACUUGCCAGCUGCACUAACACCUUUGAUCGGUUCCUUCUGUAUAUGGCCACACUCCAGGGGCUUUGGGGAACCGGUAAGCCUCCCUGUACCUGGCGAUGUACCUGCGAUCCCAGCCACAUGUUUAUCCACUGGGAUGACAUCAGCAGACUUUCAGCAAAGUUAACUAUUAAGUGGUUAGGAUGAAAGGUCAGGAGCCCUGCCUUUAACUGGGACAUGAGAAUGGGAAAAGCACAUUGCCCCUUAACAUCUGCUUCCCUUGAGGAAAGGGUAAAGAAGAAACAACACAAUCGUAGAAAAGUCUUCACUACAGGAGUGAUCUGGAAGUCAUUAUGGAGGAGUACUGCAACUCUACUUUUUGGGUGAGAAAUUACAUUUAUUCUCACGUUUCUUCUUCUCAAACUCAUGGCCAUCAGUAUGAAUCAGUAAAUUUAGAAGUGUAUUUGGCCUAAAGUUUAGUUUAAGAAAAAAAAAUCCUAAUUUCUCCACAUGAUUGAACCAUCUGGGAAAGAUAUUACAGUUUAUUCUUAAGCUGUUUGUUUGCAGGUGAUUUUCUUGAACUGUCUAGCUACAGAAGCACCUUCUAUCAGAAAUGGUGAAAAAUGCAGUAUCUUCAGUCCUAGGAAUGAAAUUGUUAUAUUUCCACUUUUGUUGUAGGGUAGGAGGAAAAGGAGAAGGCGCCUGUCUGAGCCCUUUUGGAAUGUACUGAUGUUGAUUGAGAUGAUAAUUAUGUGUUCUAGGGUGCUGUCAGCUGAGGGUAUAGACUAUGAAUUGAGGCCAGAAUCAUAAAUUUGGGCAUUAUGAGCACUGAAAUAACUUUUGUCUUUUUUGAGACAAGGUCUCUCUAUGUAGCUCUGCUGGCCUGGAGUGCUCUAUGUAGACCAGGUUGGCCUUGAACUCACAGAGAAUCCACCUGCCUCUCGAGUGCUGAGCUUAAAGGUGUGUGCCACCAUCCCUGGCCCGGGAUAAUUUUCUAACUAUUAGAAGUGUGUAGCACUGCCUUUAGAGAAGGAAGGAGCACUGGAGAAGGGCCGGUGUUUUGGAGGGGGAGGGUUAAAUAAGAAUAGCACAGUGUAGAGCCAUGGAGAGCUGGGACUUUCAGGCCAGAGCACAUUGCCAAAUGGCUUGGUGGAUGGAGAGUGAGAUUCUAAGUGUUGCCUGCAAACCCUUUACACCAUGUUCAAAUAUGUUAGGUGAGUUUUCAGAAUUCUAAAGCUUGGGGACCUUCCAUAGUGAUGAGAGGAGCAGGAAUGAUAUUGCAGACAGUCCUGAAUAUGUUAGGAAGAACUUGAGCCGCCAGGCCUCCAUGGCCAGCACAUGAAGACUAUCAGAAGGUAGCAAACCAUCUCUUGAGAACCUCCUCUGAGAAUUAGUCAACAAAUCAUCUUGGCAGGCACUUUAACCUUUCCUUUAAAGCAUCAGUACCAAGAGAGCUACAAAACCUUUGAAAGAAUUGAUGGAAAAAGAGAAAUCUACCUUCUCCUGAUUCCAAUACAGGGACCUCGACCCAACUCCAUCCCCAAAGACUCUUUCAUUUAUUACAUGCAAAGUAAAAAACAUGCUUCCUGUCCAAGAGUGCAUUGUCACUCCUUCACCAAAAUGUACCAGGUCCCCUUGGCUUUGAUAGAAGCCUUCUCAGCCAUAAUAGUCUAUGUCAUAGUACGACUAAAUAUCCUGUCUAUCUGCUAUCUGCAGGUUAGAUUAUCUGCCACCAAGUAACAUGCUCUUACACCUGGGAAACUAUUCUCCCCUUUGGAUAGAGGAAUAGUCUUUCUUCUUCCUAUAAUUUGCUAAACAUUUUAGCAAGUUUUACACAGACUAGUCAGUGUAGAAAUCACUUAAAACUGCAUGAAGGUACGUUUUUAGAGGUGGGAUUGCCAGGAAAGGCCCUAAAUGUUAUUAAAUGGUGACUUUGUAUUAAUGUAAUGUAUUAUAUUAAAUGAUGAGCACAAAAAUACAGGUAGUUAAAAGGUAAAGCUUGCUGUAGACAUGGAGUUGAAUUCCAGUUGUUAGGAAGCAUGUGGAGAACGCUGGGAGAAUGGACAUCUUUUAAAAAGUAUGAAUAUGUGUUUAACAGUUUUUCCCUUUCGGUCCCCCAGAAUUCCUCAUUACUGGACAGACCAGAUGCAGACCUGCCACUUUGUUUUGAACAAACUGUCCUCGUGUGGAUUCCCCUGGGCUUUCUUUGGCUCUUGGCUCCUUGGCAGCUUUUCAGUGUCUAUAGAUCCAGAACCAAGAGGUCAUCUCUAACUAAAUUCUACCUUGCUAAGCAGGUGCUCGUCCUGUUUCUUCUCAUUGUAGCAGCCAUAGACCUGGCUCUUGCACUCACAGAAGAUUCUGGACAAGCCACAAUUCCUCCUGUUAGAUAUACUAAUCCAAUCCUCUACAUAUGCACAUGGCUCCUGGUUCUGGUGAUCCAACACAGCAGGCUGUGGUGCAUACAGAAGAACUCAUGGUUCCUGUCCCUAUUCUGGAUUCUCUCAAUAUUCUGUGGCACGUUCCAAUUUCAAACUCUGAUACGAGCCCUCCUGCAGGACAGCAAGUCUAACAUGGCCUACUCCUGCCUGUUCUUCAUCUCCUAUGGGUUCCAGAUCAUCAUCCUUAUCCUUUCAGCCUUUUCAGAACAAAGUGACUUAUCACAUAAUCCAUCAUCCACGGCUUCAUUUCUGAGUAGCAUUACGUUUAGUUGGUUUGACAGCACUGUUCUGAAAGGUUACAAGCAUCCGUUGACACUAGAAGAUAUCUUGGAUGUUGAUGAAGGGCUUCAAACCAAGUCGGUCGUAAGCAAGUUUGAAGCGUUCAUGACAAAGGACCUGCAGAACGCCAAGCAGGCUCUUCAGAGGCGGCGGAAGAAGUCCCAGCGGAACCCUGAUGCCGCACUACACGGUUUGGACAAGAACCAGAGUCAGAGCCAAGAUGUUCUUGUCCUGGAAGAAGCUAAAAAGAAGAAAAAGAAGUCUAGGACCACAAAAGACUAUCCCAAAUCCUGGCUGAUCAAGUCCCUCUUCAAAACUUUCUAUGUGGUGAUCUUGAAAUCAUUUAUAUUGAAAUUAAUCCAUGAUAUUCUUCUGUUUCUGAAUCCUCAGAUACUGAAAUUCCUCAUUGCCUUUGUGAGCGAUCCUAACUCGUAUGCGUGGCUUGGCUAUGUCUCUGCGAUCCUAAUGUUUGCUGUGACGCUCAUCCAGUCCUUCUGCCUCCAGUAUUAUUUUCAGUUGUGUUUCUUAUUGGGAAUGAGUGUACGGACAACGCUCAUGGCUUCGGUAUAUAAGAAGGCACUGAGCCUGUCUAACUUGACCAGGAGGCAGUACACCGUUGGAGAAACAGUGAACUUGAUGUCUGUGGAUUCCCAGAAGCUAAUGGAUGUGACCAACUACAUACACUUGGUGUGGUCAAGUGUUUUACAAAUCGCCUUAUCCAUCUUCUUCCUGUGGAGAGAGUUGGGACCUUCAGUCUUAGCAGGUGUUGGGGUAAUAGUUCUUCUAAUCCCAGUGAAUGCAGUACUGGCUACCAAGAACAGGAAGAUUCAGGUCCAAAAUAUGAAGUAUAAAGACAAGCGGUUAAAAACCAUGAAUGAGAUUCUCAGUGGAAUUAAGAUCCUGAAGUAUUUUGCCUGGGAACCUUCAUUCAGAGACCAAGUCCAUGGCCUUCGGAAGAAAGAACUCAAGAAUUUGCUAUUAUACGGCCAGCUUCAGACUUUGAUGGUAUUCUUCUUGCAAUUAACGCCAAUCCUGGUGUCUGUGAUUACCUUUUCUGUUUACGUCCUGGUGGACAGCAACAACGUCUUGAAUGCAGAGAAGGCUUUCACCUCCAUCACCCUCUUCAAUGUCCUGCGCUUUCCUCUCACCAUGCUCCCCAUGGUGACCUCUUCGAUGCUCCAGGCCAGUGUUUCUGUGGAACGGUUAGAGAAGUACUUGGGAGGGGAUGACUUGGACACAUCUGCCAUUCGCCAUGUCCGCAAUUCUGAUAAAGCUGUGCAGUUUUCAGACGCCUCUUUUACUUGGGACCGGGACUUGGACGCCACAAUCCGGGAUGUGAACCUGGAUAUAAAGCCAGGCCAGUUGGUGGCCGUGGUGGGCACUGUAGGCUCUGGGAAGUCCUCUUUGAUAGCAGCCAUGCUGGGAGAAAUGGAAAACGUCCAUGGGCACAUCACUAUCCAGGGCACCACAGCCUAUGUCCCUCAGCAGUCCUGGAUUCAGAAUGGGACCAUCAAAGACAACAUCCUUUUUGGAUCAGAAUUCAAUGAAAAGAAGUACCAGCAAGUUCUUGAAGCUUGUGCUCUCCUCCCAGACUUGGAAAUAUUGCCUGGAGGAGACAUGGCUGAGAUUGGAGAGAAGGGUAUAAAUCUCAGUGGCGGUCAGAAGCAGCGAGUCAGCCUGGCUAGAGCUACCUAUCAAAACUCAGACAUCUAUAUUCUGGAUGACCCCCUGUCGGCUGUGGAUGCUCACGUGGGGAAACACAUUUUCAAUAAGGUCGUGGGCCCCAAUGGCCUGUUGCGUGGCAAGACUCGAAUCUUGGUUACUCAUAGCAUUCACUUCCUUCCCCAAGUGGAUGAGAUUGUAGUUCUGGGGAACGGCACCAUCUUAGAGAAAGGAUCCUAUCAGGAUCUGCUGAGCAAGAAAGGAGUGUUUGCUAAGAAUCUGAAAACAUUCAUGAAGCAUUCAGGGCCAGAAGGAGAGGCCACAGUCAAUGAUGACAGUGAGGAAGAUGAUGAUGAGUGUGGGCUGAUGCCAACUAUGGAGGAAAUCCCUGAGGAUGCAGCUUCCUUGACCAUGAAAAGAGAAAACAGCCUUCGCCGAACACUGAGCCGCAGCUCCAGGUCCAGUGGCAGGCACAGGAAGUCCCUCAAAAACUCCUUGAAAAUUAAGAAUGUGAAUGCCUUGAAGGAGAAGGAAGAACUAGUAAAAGGACAAAAACUAAUUAAGAAGGAAUUUGUGGAAACCGGGAAGGUAAAGUUCUCCAUCUACCUGAAAUAUCUACAAUCAAUAGGAUGGUGUUCAAUAGCCUUCAUCAUCUUUUCCUAUGCAUUAAAUUCUGUUGCUUUUAUUGGAUCUAAUCUCUGGCUGAGUGCUUGGACCAGUGACUCUCAAAACUUCAAUGGCACCGACUACCCAGCUUCUCAGAGAGACAUGAGAAUUGGCGUCUUUGGAGCUCUGGGAUUGGCACAAGGUAUCUUUGUGCUUUCGGCGACUAUCUGGAGUGUGUACGCUUGCAACCAUUCAUCAAAAACUUUGCACAAGCAACUCUUAACCAACAUCCUUCGAGCACCCAUGAGUUUUUUUGACACAACUCCCACAGGCCGGAUUGUGAACAGAUUUGCUGGUGACAUUUCUACUGUGGAUGACAUACUCCCCCAGACUCUGCGAAGCUGGGUUAUGUGCUUUCUGGGCAUAAUUAGCACUCUGGUGAUGAUCUGCAUGCCCACUCCGAUCUUCGCUGUCAUCAUCAUUCCUCUUGGCAUUAUUUAUGUGUCUGUUCAGAUGUUUUACGUGGCUACUUCCCGCCAGCUGAGACGGCUGGAUUCUGUCACCAGAUCCCCAAUCUAUUCUCACUUCAGUGAGACAGUUUCAGGCUUGCCUGUUAUCCGUGCCUUUGAGCACCAGCAGCGAUUUCUAACAUGCAGUGAGGGACGGAUUGAUACCAACCAGAAAUGUGUCUUUUCCUGGAUUACCUCCAACAGGUGGCUUGCAGUUCGUCUGGAGCUGGUUGGAAACUUGAUUGUCUUCUGUUCAGCCUUGCUUCUGGUUAUUUAUAAAAAUUCCUUAACUGGGGACACUGUGGGCUUCGUUCUGUCCAAUGCCCUCAAUAUCACACAAACCCUGAACUGGCUGGUAAGGAUGACGUCAGAAGCAGAGACCAACAUUGUGGCUGUUGAGCGAAUAAAUGAAUACAUGCAUGUGGAAAAUGAGGCACCCUGGGUGACAGAUAAGAGGCCUCCAGCAGACUGGCCCAGCAAAGGUGAGAUCCAGUUUAACAACUAUCAAGUCCGAUAUCGGCCUGAGCUGGAUCUGGUCCUGAGAGGGAUCACUUGCCACAUCAAGAGCACCGAGAAGAUCGGUGUGGUGGGCAGGACCGGAGCUGGGAAGUCGUCCCUCACAAACUGCCUCUUCAGAAUCUUAGAGUCUGCAGGUGGCCAGAUCAUCGUGGAUGGAGUGGAUAUUGCUUCUAUUGGACUGCACGACCUUCGGGGAAAACUGACCAUCAUCCCGCAGGACCCCAUCCUGUUCUCUGGGAGUCUGAGGAUGAAUCUGGACCCUUUCAACAAACACUCAGAUGAGGAGAUUUGGAAGGCCUUGGAACUGGCUCACCUCAAAUCCUUUGUAGAAGGCUUACAACUUGGGUUGUACCAUGAAGUGGCAGAGGGUGGUGACAAUCUGAGCAUAGGGCAGAGGCAGCUCCUGUGCCUGGGCAGGGCUGUGCUGCGGAAAUCCAAAAUCCUGGUCCUGGACGAGGCCACAGCUGCGGUGGAUUUAGGGACAGACAACCUUAUUCAGACGACCAUCCGCAACGAGUUCUCUGACUGCACGGUCAUCACCAUUGCCCACAGGCUGCACACCAUCAUGGACAGUGACAAGAUAAUGGUCCUCGACAAUGGGAAGAUUGUGGAGUACGGCAGUCCUGAAGAACUGCUGUCCAAAACGGGUCCCUUUUAUUCUAUGGCCAAGGAAGCUGGCAUUGAGAAUGUGAACAACACAGAGCUCUAACAGCUGGUUCCACAGCUGGAGAACUAUGAGGAGCCUCCUUAUUUACUUGUGGGUUUUGUGACUACGUCAUGGGUGCAAAGAUACAUAUUUUGUUGCAGUUGCUCAGGUUGGCCUCAAACUCUUAGGCUCAAGCAAUCUCUGGUCUCAGCCUCCCAUGUAAAAAUAUACAUUUAAAAGAGUAUCAUAAAUGGAUACUUAAAUAAUAUUGUUAGGUACCUUAGAAAAUCCUCAGCUGAGCUGGGGAAAUGGCUCAGAGUGUUGCCUUGAAAGCAUGAGGACCAGAGUUUGAGCCCCAGAUUCAUUUUUUUUCAAGUGGGCAUGGUGGCACAUGGUUAUAAUGCUAGUGCUGGAGAGCCAGAGAUUGGCAGAUCCUGGGGCUCAAUGGCCAGUCAGCAUCGCCUGCUUGGGAAAUUCCAGGUCAGGAAGAGACCCUGUCUCAAAAAACCCAGGUGGACAGCGCCAAAGGAACAGCACUUGAGGUUGAACUCUGACCUCAACACACACAUUUCCUACAUAUACAAACAUGUGCAUACGCAUCUUAAAAAGAAGAACCCUCAUUGCUCUGCCUUGCUUAGAAUUUCUUGCUACCCCCCAUUCCCAGAAAUAACCGUUAUCCUAAAUUUCGUAAUUUGUUUGCCUGUUGUUUUAACUUUUACCACCUUUGUAUAUUUAAGAAAUGUAUGCUGUCUAUUCCGAUGUAAAUGGACUCAUACUGCAUGUAUCAUAUGGCUAUACCUUUGUUCAACAAUACAUUUGCAAUUUGUCUGCAUUGAUGCACAUGCGAGGUGCCUUCACUUCUACUGCUCUUCGGCAGGACAGCAUUGUGUAGUGACUAGAUCGUACUUAAUCUACUUACGUAUUGGUGAGUGGUAGGCUUAUGUCCAGGGUUUCUCCUUUUCUAUCAUUAACAUUAGUGCUAUGAACAUCCUGGGUUGCUGUGUUUGUUUCUCUAAAGCCUAGUUUGGAAAUGGGGAUUGUGCAAUGUUUACAUGUCCAUCCUGAGCAGUUCCAGUUUAAACAGUGAGUACAACUACGACUUUAUUUUGGGGUCAUUGUGUAUGUCCCUGGCUUCUGUGGAGGGGCAAUAUCUCUGUGUUUCUUGGAGGGGCAUUCAGAUUUAUUAUAUAGUUUUUAAAAGGUUGUAUCUCAUUAUUUCAAUAUCUGGAUUCUUUCUCAUCUAUUGCUUUUAAUGUUUAUUUUUGCUUAUUGAUUUUUCAUUUUUAAAAAAUUUAUUUAUUUUAUUGUAUCAUAUGAAUAUUUUGCCUGCCUGCAUGUAUGUGGACCAUGUGCAUCAGAAGCUGGAAGAGGGCUCCAGAGCCCCUGGAGUCACAGACAGCUGUGAGCCACCAUGUGGGUGCUGGAAUCGAACCUAAGUCCUCUGCAAGAACAGCAAAUGUUCUUGACCACAGCUAUCUCUCCAACUCCCCCUGCUCCCAUGCACUAUUUUUUUUUUAUUUUUGAUGUCUUAUUUUUUGUAUGUCUUCUGAAUUUUUUCUGUGAACUUCUUAUCUCCCUUAUGAUUCGAUCUGGGAAUAUUCUUUGAGGUUGGAGUUAAACCCAAAUUCUUCCUAAGAAAAUUUUUGAAGGCUUCUGCCAGCCACCUGGGAUAUCCCCCAGACCUCUUGGGACUAAAUUCUCCACUAAGAGUCCAAACCAAGCAAUUCAGGCAGCUUCAGAUCAAAGUCAUAUAUAAGCCCUGGUUUGUGAUUUACACGUCUCAAGGAGAGUCUCUGCUUCAUCGAUAAGGUGGAGAUGGGCAUGGGCUUCUGCUGCUGUUGGUGGCAUCUGGAUUCUAUGUGGCCAGCUCGAGAGUAGUUGUUUCAAGACUCAAGUUUAUCAGAGGAGUCUGUAUGGGUUUAUCUUGGCUUUAUCUCUUAGCUGGCACCCUCUAUUAGCAACAGAAGUAGACUUAAGCUUUCUUUUUGGAAGUCUGCCUGCCCUUGUCUCAACCUCAAGAUGCCUUUUUGUGUCACCUUGGAGGAGCAUUGUAUUCUUCCGAUUGAGGAUGUAAUUAUGAAGACUUUAAUCUAUCCAGCACAUCACUGUUUAGUCAGGUUCUCAGAGGAAGGGUAUAAAGCUAAAGUAGCCUCCGUCUCCUUGCUCUGGCAGUUACCAAUUGCAUCCUUUAUCCAAAUCAUAGCUCUCCCCUACCCUCUAAAAGUAGCUCUGAUUCGCUAACACUGUACAGGUUUCCAGGACAUGAAUGGUGACCAGCAAAGUUGUGUGGCUGUCAAACAGCUCGGGAACGUUAUAAAUAGUUCAUAAUUAGCAGCUAGCUUUCAAAGCUAACUUUUGAAAUAUUAACAACUUACUCAAAAUGUAGCUCCUAUAGCUGCAAAUUAGUAUAUAUGAAUCAAAGACUCUAUCAACUGUACCCAUUGUCUUAUGUACCCCCAGAAAGAGCAUUCCUAGUUAAAUUCCUAGUUAAAUGUGCCUUGCAUGAGAUACAUCCUUUUUUUUUUUUUUUUUUUUUUAGCAGAGGAAUGGCAUUUGAGGGUUGGUUAAUAUAGUGCUGUAUCUCUAAAGCUCUGUCAGAGCGAAGUUGUAUCUCUGCUAUCACAUUUGCUCCUUUGUGCCCCGCGCCCCGCCCCCUCCACAACCAGACUCUGUUGCUCCCUUAUCACUACAACCAUUAUCUCCAUCUUCUCCUCCUCCGCUCAAUUUCGUUUUCACCACCAGAUGAUCAGUUUGCACCAUUUUUUAUCUCAUCGCUGGAAUUUUAAGAAAUAGAACUUUCUUGUUCUAUAAUUUAAAAAAAAAAAAUCCUUAUUUUCUUCCCAAGCACAUUCUAAACAAAUACAAUUCUCUAGUUUGCUUCUUUAAACAAGUUUCCAGGCACACAGCAUUUGGAGAGGCAAGGGGAACUUUGGAAACCAGAGGAACAGUUUACACCUGCUGAGAGCUAACUGCCCAAACCAAGACAUGCACCAGAAUAAAGCACUGCAGAUGGAGGAGGAGAGUCCUAGCAAGGUCCGCAUUUACUUCCCAAACAGCCCAAGCUGAGCUUUGCAUUCUUAUCACCAGAGACUUAGACUAACAACCUGUUCUAUUUAUUUAGCAUCUAGUAAAUGUCUGGCAUUUUAAAGCAAUUUAAUAUAAAUAAAACUAUUUUAUUUAAAUAAA